Messenger RNA from Spodoptera litura, 11156 nucleotides. It is a transcript of the gene e(y)3, whose product is annotated as PHD finger protein enhancer of yellow 3. The record is from RefSeq and is a predicted model, not a curated record. Lineage: Eukaryota; Metazoa; Arthropoda; Insecta; Lepidoptera; Noctuidae.
UUGUCUGACUCGUUUUAACACAUGUCGAAAGACAUAUUUAUUACUCUUUUACAAGCUAAAAGCUCAAGUGGAGCGAUCUAUGGGCUUCUUGCAGUUUACCAACACGACAAUGGCCGAAUUGUCCGUAUAGGAUAUUUUUUAUUGGCCCGUACGUCCCAACCUGCCAUGUCUUUGGUUUUAAAAAUGGCGUAUACAAGCUUUUUGUUUGCCGGUGUACGCUGUUGAAUACUUUCCAAGACCUCGCGCGUAUUCCUAUAAGACCUAAACGUCGUGAAUAUGAAAUUAAAGUACAUGUAUAUGACAGCGUCGCAAAACAGUAGAUAAUGGAGAGUUCUGAAGAUGAUGCGGGCACAGCGACGAACGCUUCCCGCCGUGCAUCGGCGCGGGAAAAGGACGUCGGACUGGCCGAGGACGUCAAUGCAACUAGUAGUUUCCAGCAGGAACCAUCUGAAACGCGGACAGCUUGUGAUACUCCCGCGAUGUCGGAGGAUAAUUUCGACGGCGAUAGCGUACCGUCGCCGUCGACGCAAGACGUCAACGCGAGCACCGAGGCGAUUUUGGAUAUGAUAGAUGAAAUUGUUGACGGUCCGGGUGCGCCAAAGCGGGUACCUCUAGAAUCGGAAUCUGUAGAUACGCUUUUUGACGAACUCGAAAUCACCAGUGAUCACUCGAAUAUCAUCGUACAAGAAUCAAGUAACACUCUUUCGGACAACAUCACUGCACAUCCCGCAGAAGCAUCGCCAGCCGACAGUGCCAAAAACGAUUUACCGGUUCAGUUUGGCAUUAAUUCUCAGGCCGAAUCGUCUUCAAGUGAUCUAUCACCAGGUGUUGUAAAUGCAGACAGUGUUGACUCUUUACCACAAAGUUCAUCUCUGCCAGAGGCAAGUGAGCCUGCAGUGUCUACACAGCCUGAAGACAGUGCUCUGUCAAAUGUGGUACCUGAGGCAUCAGAAGCACCUGUUAGUUGCCCUCCACCCUAUAUUCCUUCCAGCAGUGAAGAAAAGACUGUGCUGAGCAUUACAGACUCUAGUGGUGAUUGUGAAACACAGGAACGAACAGUGAAGUGUGUGUCAUCCAGUGAUAACAGGGACAAUGUGACUGUCGAAAGUGCAGAAUCAACAUCUAGUGAUAGUAGUGUUAGUGAAGGUAAAGCAGUGUUUGUAGAAACGCCAGUUCGGUCACCACUCAAACGGCGUCUGGUACGGCCAGCACCCAGUGAUCGACGGCCAGACUCUACAGUGUCUUCAACUGUUGAUUCCCAAAUUGUUCAUUUUCCCGCUACUGAACAAACAAGUAGUGAAAAUAUCACCAAGGAUGUGACAAGUUCAUCUGAUGCUGUGCCCACAUUACAUGGUAACGUAAAACCAGAAGAGAUUAGAAAUGUAAGUGAAAAUAAUUUCUGCAAAGCAGAAACGUCUGUGAGUUCUCCUAAAAAAAUUAAGCUUAUUAGGCAAAAAGUUAUUUCUGGUACUAAUAAUAGAGAUAAUUCUAUUAAUCAGUCUGCCAUUCAGUCAGAUAAGGAUCAGUGUCAAUCAACUUCAUCUGAUAGCCAUUUGUUACCCUUGGCUGAGCCUCAUUCAGAAUCUUCAAAUAAUAUUAAUAUCUCACAAUCUCAAGACAGCAAUGAACCAUUAAUUCCUGUUGUUAAUUGCAUAUCUGAAACACCUGUACAAACAGUGACCUCUGAUGAACAUUCCCAACCCAGAAUAGAACAUUCUCAUUCAUCAAAACUAGAAGAGAUUGAAACACAUGAACAGACCCUAUCUGAUCAGUCCAGCUCAUGUUCACCAAAUUCUUCGGAAGCAACCAAACCUAUUGUCGAUGAUAGUAAUGUAGUAAACGAAACUAGUAGUAUAUCUGUUCCAAACUCUGCCCCACCACAAGCUGAAAUUAUUGAAAAUGAUUUGAUCCCUGAUGAAAGCAAUGUUAAUUAUGAUGAUCACGGGGAUAGUAAAGAUGUAGAAAGUGCUCAAAAUGAAGUAUUGCCUUCCUUACAAAACUUACCUGCAAGCACACAGAAUGUAGAGAGCUCGGAACCAGAAAGUAGCAAUAACAGAGCUCAAAAUCUUACAACAACUCAAGAUAGUGUGCAAAUUCAAGAUCAUACAGAGGACCAUCUUCCUCCAAAUGAGCAAAAUGAUAUGCAAGUUGAUGACCACACACAAGUCCAAAAUCAAAAGGACCGGGAAGAUAACAUGCAGGUGGAAGAGCACAUAGAAAGGCAGGAUCCCAAUCAAACUGAAGAUCAAACAAAACAGGAAGAUGAUAUGCAAGUGGAUGAGCAUACAGGAGAACAAGAUCACUCACAAGUCCAAGACCAAACUACCCAGGAAGAUAACAUGGAAGUACAAGACAACAUGAAACAGGAUGAUCAUACCCAAGAGCAUGAUCAUACAGAAGUGAAAGAUAACACACAGGCGCAAGAUCAUACACAAGUGCAAGAUCACACACAAGUGCAAGAUCACACACAGGCGCAAGAUCAUACACAAGUGCAAGAUCAUACACAACUGGAAGAUCAUAUACAAGUGCUGGAGCAUACAGAUGUGCAAGAUCACAUGCAAGUUCAAGAUCAUACAAAAGUAGAAGAUCACAUGCAAGUGCAAGAUCAUACAAAACUAGAUGAUCACACGCAAGUGCAAGAUCAUACGAAACUAGAUGAUCACACGCAAGUGCAAGAUCUUGCAAAAAUAAAAGAUAACACGCAAGGGCAAGAUCCUACACAAGUGCAAGCUCACACACAAAUCCAAGAACACACUGGUGUGCAGGAUCAGGCACAAGUGCAAGAUUACACGCAAGUGCAAGAUCCUAUACAAAAACAAGAACAUACACAGUCCGACCCUUCACAUGCGCAAGAUCGCAAGCAAGUGGAAGAUCACACAGAAGUGCAAGAUCAUAAAGAACUGGAAGAUCACAUCCAAGUGCAUGAUAAUACACAAGUGCAAGAUCACAUGCAAAUGCAAGAUCGCCCGCAAGAACAAGAUCAUACACAAGGGCAUGAUCAGACACCACUGCGUGAACACACGCCAGACCCAGUUAGCAUACAGGUGCAAGAAAAUAUCCAAAUGGAAGAUACUAAGCCAGUACAAGAGGAUGAAAAGAAAGUUCCACCUAUCAAGCUUAACUUAUCUAUGGCUAAUCUAACUGAAUCAAACAAAGAGACAGAACACAGCAGUAUUAGUAGAACCAAUGCUACCCAUGAAGAAUCUGAAGUCACCAAACAAGUCCCCAAAUUAACUAUCAAGUUGAAACAACCAGAUGAAAUUAAGUCACCUGUGCCCAAAGUAACAAUAAAACCUAUCAAACCACCUGUUGAACAAGAUUCAGAUGAUAACACUGAAGAUAAUCAUCAAGUACCUUGUGUAACUAAAAUAAAUAUUAAGCCUAUUCCUAAACCAGAAAAUCUUAAUGAGAAAACAUUGAGAUCACAACAUACGAUAGAAGGGUCCACUAGACCAAAUGCAAGUGUCACAAAGCUAAAUAUAAAACCAAUACCCAAACCUCCAGAGAAAAUAAAUGAUUUUCAUAGAAAAUCUAGUAGCAGCGAAAUUUCUGAAUCUGAAUAUUCUGAAAACGAUGAAACCAGCACUUCAGACCAAGCAUCUACUUCUGAUCAGGGACCUUCUGAUGUUGUCCCAAAAGUUACAAUUAAACUAGGAAAGCCUGGCACUGAAAGUGAAGGUAAAUUUUAUACUGAAAAGAAUAUUCCAAGACUUACUAUAAAAGUCCAACAAGAUGAAAAUGAUGAACAAGAACCUAAAUUAAAGAAGAUGGUAAUUAGUCAGUCAGAAGCGUCUUCUGACACACAACUUGAAAAAAUUCCUAAACUGACAAUAAAAACUAUCUCAAAAUCAGAAAGUCAACCUCUCAGUCCAAAGUUGACUAUUAAACCUUUGAAACCACCAGAUACAACCAAUAAAGAUGGAGAAAUAAUCCCUAAAACGAAGAUAUCUACUGAAUUAUUUGCAUCAGCAGAUGUAAAGGAGAGUCCACAUGUGCCUAAAAUUACAAUCAAACCUGUAACAAGGUCUACAGCAAUGUGUGACAGUCCAGAACAUAUCCCUGUAGUAACAAAAUUGAAUAUUAAACCUAUUUUGAAACCUAUGGACAGUGGAGAGACCCCUGAAGGCUUUGAAGAUAAAGUUCCUGUAGUUUCAAAAUUAAAUAUAAAACCUGUACUAAAGCCUAAAGAUAAUGAUGUAGAUUCUAGUGUAGAUGAUGUACCUAAAAUAACUAAAUUAAAUAUUAAACCAAUAAAGAAUCCUGAGGAUAUUUCUUCAGAGGAAAAAGACUGUGAUGAAUUGAAUGCUGACAUUGAAAAAAAUAGUAUACCUGUUGUUACUAAAAUUAAUAUUAAGCCUAUAAUUAAGCCUCAUGAUGAAGAAACACUAAAGGAUUCAGAAAACCAAUCAUCAGAGACUGGUAAUUCAAGUGAUGAUAAUGGAGACCACAUACCUGUUGUUACAAAACUAAAUAUAAAACCAAUUAUAAAACCUGACAGCUCAGAUGAAUCUUCUAAAACUGUUUCAUCAAGUGAACCAAGCAUUCCUGUUAUAACUAAAUUAAAUAUUAAACCAAUAAUAAAGCCCGGAGAAAUCUCACCAUCAUCCCCUAAAAAGGAAUACAAAAUUGAUGGCCAUAGUCCAAUACCGGUUGUUACUAAAUUGAAUAUUAAGCCUGUUGUAAGGCCUGAUGACUCUGAUUUAGCAAAAAGUAAGGAUGAUACUAUAGAUAAAACUCCCACAAAAAAUCCUCCCCUUGUGAUGAAAAUCAACAUGAAAACCAUGACAGAAAAUUUCAAUAAUGAACAUGCAUCUUGUAACAACAUCAUCAAUGAACCAUUGCCUAUGUCUCCUAAAAAAGUAAAGGUAACUAAUGCAACAGAAUCUAAAUCUGAAGCAGCCUCAGAAAAGAAUUCUAAAAGAAGUAGUGAAGCAGUAAAUGAUAUAUUGGCCCCAAUAAAGGACCAUUCUGGAGAAAAAGUCAAACAAAACUGUGUACCUGACUCUAUUGAAAAGAAUGCAGGUGUUGAAACACCAUGUGUAAAUAAACCAGCUUCAUCUCUAUCAGAAAAAGAAAAGCAUUUACAAUCAGGCACAGGCACUGAAUGUGAUUCUAUGGUUACAGGAUCCUCAUUUCCUGAGUCUAGUACAGAUAAAAUGCCAACUGUAAUUAAUGCAACUGGCCAAGAACACAAGAACAUGAAUUUAGGACCCACUGACUCAAUAAGUGAGGCAACUAUGAUGCAAACAAUUAGUAGACAUCAAGAAACAAGAAGUAGCAGAUCAGUGCAAAAUUGUACUUUAUUGAAAAAACUUUUAGAAAAUAAAUGUAGUAGUUUAGAUAAAAACCUUGAAAUAUCUCCAAUAGUGAAUUAUGCUCUGCCUGCUGAAAAUAAAAUCUUAAACAGUGAUCAUUUACUUGAAUCAGGAAAAUCUAGCUUCGAGAAAUUAAGUUCUGGAAAUCUAGAGAAAAUGGAGAGGAGAAGUGCUACUCCUGAUAAGAUAAAUGAUUCAAAAAAGUCUGUAGAUUCGAUUACACAUGCAAACCAAGAUCAUUGUGAUAAGCUAAACGAGAACUUAACCAAACCCUUAGAAAUUACCAUAUCUGAUAAGGUUACAAAUCAAAGUUCUGGCCAAGAUUCUCCAAGAAUAAUAUUAAAAAUUAAUAAGACUGAUCAUGGUCCCUCAGCAAAAAUUAUUACUGAAGAAGUAAAGAGGCCUGAUGUGCAACAGAACCUCUCUGAAAAUACUCAAGAUAUUGUAAAUGAUAAACAGAGUCCGAAAAAAUAUGUAAAUAGUAGAAAGAAACAAGCAUUAGAUACAUCAUUGAAUUUAUCUUCAGGCAAGCGCUUAAGGAGUUCAAGGAUCGUAGAAAAUACAGAAAAGACUCCAAUAGCAAAGCGGAAUAUGGGCAAGAGGCCAUCCACAACUGAUACUAGCCCUCCUCAAAACAAAGAUUCUGACCUUUCCUUGUUACAGAGUAAAAGGUUAAAAUUAGGACAACUUUUGAGCAACAAGUCCCUUACGAUUAGUCCUGUUGCUAAAGCUUCUCCGCCCUCACCCACAAAGACUGGUUUAGAUUUAAAACAGGGAGGUAAAAAUGUCAAUCACUCUCUAUUGAAUAAUGAGAAUUGUUCAAAGAAUGGCAACUCAAAACUACAUAAUAUUUUGUCUAAUUUACAUGCAAAACAAAAUAUGCAAUCAUUGUCUUAUAAUAAUACAAACUGUUUAGAAAAACCACAAACUGUGGCUACUGAUAAAGAAGUAAACGCUUCAGUGAGCAGCUUGGAUGCAGUUGGAACUACUUCCGUACAAAACUCGCAUCCCGAACUACAAGAAAUGAUAAUAAAUGAAAACUCAGAAUAUCGUGAGUUUGGCACUACUCCUGAAGAGGUUUCUCAAGAUCCUUUAGAGGUAGCCAGACCACCUGAGGAAAACACAGAGAUUGUAGACAUUCCUAAAUCAGUGGAAUUAACACCGCAACCUAAAAAACGGGGACGGCCACGAAAGUUGCCAGUAUCUGAAGGAGCGAAACCCGUGGCAUUGCCGGUGCCAGCCUUAGAAGAGCGGCCACAGCGGUCAUUACGCUUAAUGAGGGACAGGCCAGCAAUACUGACGAAACCACGAGGCCGUGGUAGAGGGCGAGGGGCACGACGUGUGGAAGCGACUACUCCGCCUACAGAACUCGAGACUAUUGUAGUUAUCGAACCUGCUGACGAACCGGAAGACCGACCACCUCCUGCCGAAAUCGACCCGACAAGUUCGAGGAUCAAGCUUCCGCGUAUGACGGAGGCACUCGACAAAAUGCCUUCUGCUUGCGUAACACCUUUGUCAAGUAGAAGACGGAAUUCGUCAGGGAAUUUCUCGACUGGUGAAUCGCCUGAAUUGAAGGUUGUGCUUGAGAACUCAAAAAUCGACGAUACGAUGAAGAGUCCUGAGGCUGGUGGUUCAGGGAGGGGUCGAGGUGGGCGAGGGAGCCGUGGUGGUCGGGGAAGGACGCCACGUGGUCGAGGACGGGGGAGGGGAGGCGGCCGUGGCGCUACCUAUAUGAAGGAAACUAUGGGCAUCUACGGGCGAGUGUGCGGGCCAGCUACGACAACAGUGCAGCUCUUCGAAGAAGAAACGUGUAUGAUGGACGAUAACGCCACUCCCGCUAAACCCACACAUUUAUUGGAUGAAGAUUCUCAAAGUUCUGUGAAGAGUUCGACGAAUGAAAGUAGUAAAAUGAAGAAAUCAAAAUUUGCUGAUUUGUUUGACAGUAAUAAGGUAUGGACGGCCGCGGACGUAAAGGAAUACACGUGGCCCCCACCAGACAAGGCUGAUGUUGAACAUAAGGUAAUGAUGAUCCAGGAGCAAGUAGCGAUGUUCCUAGGAGUGAAGAGCUUCAAGCGGCGGUACGCGGAGCUGAAGAGGCGGACUAUCUCUGGUGAGGAGAGGGACUACGUUCUUAGUAAAGGUCUCGUGACUGAAGCAUUGUGUGACCUUGGUAUCACGGCGGUAGACGCCAGUGAAGUAUUAGACAUUAUGUUAUCGGACUAUCCACACAAAUAUGAAGAGUUUCGGUCGUACCAACGGCAACGGCAAUUGGCUGAAGCUGCUGAGGAAUCGGCCGAAGACAUUAAAACCGAAGAAAAGGUGGUUAAGGUUGAAAUGAAACCGGAGAAACCGGUUGACCAUAAACCUGAGCAACCGAAAAUUGACCCUGAAAAGACAAGACAGGACAUGGCGGCGGCAGCUAUAGCGUCGGCGAGCGAAUGGAACGCGCGAACUAACGCCAUGCGGCGCGGCGCCUGCGCGGACCUGCAGAGCCUCACGGUGCAGCGCGCGCGCGCCCCGCCCGCCGCGCCCGCGCGCCCGCAUCUGCGCCCGCCCGCCGGCUUCUACCCGCACGCACUCCUGCCCGGCCAGUACCAACACUCCUAUAGGGUCUACACACCUGAUCAGCUACGGUACUUCCCAUUGAACACAGUACUAGCGGCGCCGCCUGCUCCUCCAUCAGAAGAAUGGAGUUCUGAGUCAGAACCUGACUGGGGCUCAAGAUUCUCGUCAUCCGAGGAUUCUGACGGCCCGACACAUCAUUCUGCUAAGCGGAAGAAAUUGACGAAGACAAAGCGCAGUAGCCAGGCGGAGACCCGUGAAGUGAAGGAGUCGCGGGAGCCGCGCGAGGAGACCCGGCCGGAGGACCUCUGUCGCGUCUGCAAGCUGCGCCUCGAGGCCAACCGGCGCUACACGCACGAACGGUUCCUCGUCUGCGCCAACUGCAACGCCAAGCUGCACCCGUCCUGCCUGGAACUGAGCGCGGACACGAUCCGCAAGUGCCGCGACUACGCGUGGCAGUGCGCCGAGUGCAAGACUUGCUGCACGUGUCGCCAGCCCGCGGACGAUGACAAGAUGCUCUUCUGCGACCUCUGCGACCGCGGGUUCCACAUCUACUGCGUCGGACUCGACACCGUGCCUAGCGGUCGGUGGCACUGCGUAGAGUGUGCGAUCUGCAAGUCCUGCGGGGCGCGGUCGCCGGGCGGCGCGGCGGGCGCCGGGCCCGCGCCCUCCACGGAGCCCGCCGAGUGGCACCACCAGACGCGGCGCGGCCUGGGCGGACACAAGGUCUACUCGCACUCACUCUGCACGCCCUGCGCCAGGGCGUAUCGCAUCGGUCGCUACUGCCCGCUCUGCGAGCGCUCCUUCAUCGGCCCGAAGGGGACCAUGCAGCUCGUCAUAUGUAAGCUCUGCGAUAGGCAACUGCAUCAAGAUUGCGUUAGACAGACGGUGUCUAAUCUGAACGUGUUGGACUACACGUGCGCGGAGUGCCGGCGGACGGGCAUCACGUCGCGCGCCGCGGCCGUGCGCCUGGCGCCGCGCACCAUCGCCACGCUGUUCAUGGCCAAGCGACGCUUCAACAAGUACGCGCACCGCCAGUACCUGGCCAGCCGCCGGCGCCAGGCCGAGGAGGCGCGGCUCGAGGCGGGCGACGACUCCGUGGACGCGGCCGAGGGAGGGGACGCGGAGCCGCUGCGCGUGGAGCUCCGCGACGACAUGUCGGAGGGGUCGGACGCGGCGCCCGACCUGGCCGACACCAGCGACCCGCUCGACGCCACGCCCGACGCCUGAACUCUCCGCGUGCGCGAGUGAAGCGGUGGACUGUAUACAAACUGACGUGUAAUAUAUAUGUAGCUGUUCUUAGUUCAUAUGUAACUCUUAUUCGCUUCGGUACUACGGUUGUAAGGUAAACUGUUACAUAAAUCUGAUUAAUAUAACGAUUAACCGGUAGGCUAUGUACGAGUAAGUUGUCGGAUAGUGAAGAGAUACUAGGUGUAUUGUCUCUUUGUGUUAUCGCUGCGUUUUAUUUUCUAUACGCUGAGAUGUUUGCAAGUACGAUCCGGAAGGAGCCGGCGCUGAAAUAUUAUGUAUAUUAUUAUAUCCCUAGUGGGAGUUAGACGGUUUGAUUUAACAGAUGAUAAAGAUCAUAAAAGUGGUUAGAUAGAUAGCUGUAGAUCGCAGGACUCUUAACAUUAAAACUGUACAGUAAUUUAAUACUAACUUCACUAUAUGGGUAGCUGGGCAAUCAUACUAUUUUUAAUAUCAUAGAUUUGAGUUAAAGUAUCCUGCAAGACAAAUCAUGUAUCUUAUUGUGUAUUCGUCCACAAUUGGUUCUGUUGGAAGUGAUUAGAUUACGAGAUAUUGUGUAGUUGUGCUGUUAUUACUUUACGACGGAUGAUUUAGUUGCAUUGUGCCGCAUCAUGUUCGUUUAUAUGUGUGAACUCUAUAUUAGAACUGCAGACGGACAUGGUACAUUUUGUCAUUUACGAAUUAGUUCUGAGGAAUACAAAUUAAAAUAAAUGCAUACAAUAGAAAUCUGCCUUUUAAUGCAUUUUUUAAUUUUGUUUCUAAAUUGUUUUUGUUGUCACUGCUGUUGAUGAAUCGGUCCACAUACUAUUGAAGACAGUGCGCAUUUUGUUUAUUUUUUAUAUAGUAUAAUUUUUAGAUUAUCGUUAAUUUCGCUUAAUAAGGUAUUUAUUUUAGUUGUACUUUUAUAUGGAUACAGCUGUAUACAAUCUUAUGUCCCAGAUAAUAUUCGCGGAGGAUUGUUAUAUGAACGUAGGGAAUUUAUAUAAAUUCAUCAGGUUUGGAUAGUUAUGAUUGAUUCUGUUUGCCUGUAAUGAAUUUUAUUUAUGAAUCGUUUGGGUAUGAUUAAGAAUAUGUUUCCCCCUAAUACGCACUUUAUGAAAGUUGUUGAUUAAUUACACUAGAUUAUUUUAUAAGAUUUUUAUCGUUUCUGUAGUUUAAUUAUUGUACGAAUCAAAUUCAGCAGCUCUUCUUUCAAAUAACAUUUAUUGUUUUCCUUACUUAAUUUCAAAGUACAAAACAUAGGCUACCUUUAUGUACUAUUUACUAGCACUCGUUCUGGAAGGCAAUAUGAACCCAAUGAAUAAAUAAUUAUAGUUUUAUAGAAAGAUCAAAUAAAUUAUUUAAUUCAGAGUAUAGUAUGUUUAUUUUCAUUAUGAGAAAAUUAUUUAUUUAUACCUAUGGUUACAAAGAUAGUAUUAUAGCAGAAUUGGGUGGUAUUUAUUUCCAGGGCGAUUCCGGGAAUGAUUAGUUGGACACUCUGGGUAGUAGUCCCUGCAGCCACUGGUAUUCGUUUUCGGUAUACGUAACAUUCGAUUCAACAACGUGUAUGCAUUUGCUGUACUUACGAUAUAAUCUCUGCGCGCUAUCGUCUUUUUAACCACUGCUGUGUGCAAUUAUCCCCCAUAAUGUUGUGUAUUAUAUCUUGUAUUAGAAUUAUAUUGUGUAAGUGCAGGUGACGACCUUAGUAACUUCAUUGAAUACUGACACUAAUGUAUCAAUGUUUUAGUUUAUAAUUAUGCUUUGGUUAAUAUUAAUCAUAAUUUACUUAUUAGUGAUGACUUUUAAGAUAAAAUUGAUGUCCUCGAAAUCAUGAUAAUAUAAACCUUUUAUACAAUAUACACAACUGACCCCGGUGUUACUCACACCGUAAUUCGCAUUGCUUUAUCGACACAGGUGAAUUUGUAAGACUUACUUGUAAGAGAAUAAUGAUAACUUUAUGUCUACUUAAUGCAAGUGUAAACGUUCUAGAAAUCUCGCACUGUUCGGUCAAUUUUUGUAAAAAAAGAUAAAUAAAUUUUAAUUUGAACUUUU